Messenger RNA from Phymastichus coffea, 1995 nucleotides. It is a transcript of the gene AkhR, whose product is annotated as adipokinetic hormone/corazonin-related peptide receptor variant I. The record is from RefSeq and is a predicted model, not a curated record. NCBI's taxonomy places the organism in Eukaryota, Metazoa, Arthropoda, Insecta, Hymenoptera, Eulophidae. Bases 270 to 1448 code for a protein of 392 amino acids. The transcript has 8 exons. Gene Ontology annotation, biological process: G protein-coupled receptor signaling pathway. Gene Ontology annotation, cellular component: membrane. Gene Ontology annotation, molecular function: G protein-coupled receptor activity; peptide binding; adipokinetic hormone receptor activity.
AGAAGAACGUUUAACACGGCUCUCUCUCUCUCUCUUAUCAGCGCCGAGAGCUGCGCAAUCGCCGGCUGGUCUGCCGCUAGCUAGCACUCGCGUUGAAAAGCGCCGCCGAGGCGCGCGCCACGCAGUGUUUGGAGCGCGCGCGACGCGGAUUGUCUACGGAGCGCGCCAAAGCUCCCAGCGGCCGCGCGAGCUUGCGACGAUGUCGCCCGGAAGAUUGUGCCCCGGUGACAGUGGCUGUCGGCCUGCUAUCGUUGUCGCUGCUCUCGUCGAUGCUGAAUUGUGACGACGCUGUCGCGUGCGCAAUUUCCCUGACAAGGCUACAUACCGAAAACCUAGCGAGCUUGCGAUCGCUUGUUCAACGAACUUUGCCGGCGAGAAGCCGCACCAAUUUCACCAGAAUGGAGACGAGUUCGGUGGUCGACGGUUUAACGCUGGAGGAUAACAGGAGCAUGCCGUUUGUGCCAUGGGAUUUCAAUGACGAACGCCUGACACCAGACAUGCGUUUCAAUGAGGGCCACGUUGUAAGUAUUGUCACUUACAGCAUCCUCAUGGUUAUCUCGUCGAUCGGCAACAUCACCGUUCUUGUGCUGCUACUAACUCGACGAGACAGCGCCCGCUCGAGGAUCAACAAUAUGCUCAUUCACUUGGCCAUUGCCGACUUGCUGGUGACCUUUCUGAUGAUGCCGGUCGAGAUUGGUUGGGCGUCUACGGUCACGUGGCGAGCUGGCGACGCCAUGUGCAGGAUAUCGUCCUUCUUCAGGAUGUUCGGCCUCUAUCUGUCUUCCUUCAUUUUGAUUUGCAUCAGUCUCGACAGGUAUUACGCAGUUCUGCGACCACUACAGAUGCUUGACAUCGACCGAAGAGGGAAGCACAUGCUUACCGCCGCGUGGAUAUGCUCAGCUUGUUGUUCGGCGCCCCAGAUAGUAGUGUUCCACCUGGAGAAGCAUCCGAGGAUCACGUGGUACGAGCAGUGCGUCACCUUCAACACAUUUCCAAGCUUCACCCACGAAGUCAGUUACUCGCUGUUCGGUAUGAUAACGAUGUACUUCCUGCCUCUCAGCAUCAUAAUCUUCUCCUACUGCAGUAUUAUUAUCGAGAUGUACAAGAGGUCUAGGGUCUCGGCUAACGAUGGCUUAAGACGCUCCUCGGUAGGAUUCCUAGGACGCGCGAGGACGCGAACGCUCAAAAUGACGGCAAUCAUCGUCACAGCCUUCAUUAUCUGCUGGACGCCCUACUACAUUAUGAGUAUCUGGUACUGGUUAGACAAAGUGAGCGCAAAGAAGGUCGAUAUACGGAUACAGAAAGCGUUGUUCCUAUUCGCCUGCACGAAUUCAUGCGUGAACCCAGUCGUGUACGGCGCAUUCAACAUUCGCAAGUGCAAUAAGGCAGCAGUGCGCAGACCCACCAUAGAAACACGAGAAUCUCCACUGUCUGUCUCUCUCAGUUAGGCUAUACUCGCAAGAUGUAUAACGCACGAAUAAGAACCUUUAGAGCUGCACUUGCGGAUAUGCACGUGCUUUUGUAAAUACGCUCGUAACUUCCCGAGCCUGAAAAUAGUUUAAUCGAGCUCGAUACUCGUAAAAAUAUUAGAACACGGCUAGCUGAGAGUAUGUGUGAGAAUCGUUGUGUAUAGGUAUAUAUGGACGCUGUAAUAAAACUGUCAUUAGGAGGUGGAGGUUGAAACUUUCUUGCCGAGAUCACACGUUAAUAACGAGUGUUGCCGCGAAUGCACGUAGUUUCUUCUUACACGCAUUUUCCAUCUACGAGCAAUAUCAUCUACGUGUAUAAGAAAGAAUGAACAAACAGUGGCUUUCAGUGUAAAUAGUGUAAAUACAAAGUAACCAAGUAGCCAAGAUCGUUCGAGGUGGUUGUACGUGGAUUCGCACGAUCAUAUGUCAUUGAAAAUCAAGCACUGCAACUAAAUCAAAAAAAAAAAAAAAAAAAACAAAAAAGAAAAGCAAAGCACAAGCCAAAUACGCACCAGUUGCAAUAAAG